Branchiostoma belcheri (Belcher's lancelet) is the source of this 1094-nucleotide messenger RNA. RefSeq lists its product as uncharacterized. The record is from RefSeq and is a predicted model, not a curated record. The transcript has 5 exons. The coding region runs from base 24 to 1025 and encodes 333 amino acids. NCBI's taxonomy places the organism in Eukaryota, Metazoa, Chordata, Leptocardii, Amphioxiformes, Branchiostomatidae. Gene Ontology annotation, molecular function: protein binding.
UCUGGGAUUGGUGACUUUCCAAGAUGGCGCCGAAAAACGAAUGUUGUGAUGAACACCAGAAGAUCUGUAAACUUCAGGCUUGUGUGCGGGGCAUGUUAGUGAGAAGAAAGCUGAGGCAGCUGAGACAGCAGUAUGAAGCCCUGGUGCAGGAGCUGGCAGACCCAGCCUGCCAUGUUGACAUUACAUGGACAUCCACACUGCCAUGUGUGCCUACUGUCAUACCCAAGGACAAAUCAUCAAGAUCUAGAAUGGAAGUGAAGCAAACUACAGACAAACAGGUUGGGAAAACCUCAGAUCAGGAGAACAAACAGUUGUUAAAGAAAGAUGCCAGCACAGAAACAGUUUUUCCUCAGAACACAGGAGAAGACUGUAGUGAGAGAGCUAAAACUGAUGAAACAGAGAACACAGAAGGAGAAAUUGUGAGGAGGACAACUAGUGACAAAGAUGAUGGUGAAACAUUGGAUGGACUUCAAACUUGCAGCAGUAACCAAGAACUGGGCCAGCUUGGUCUAAAGAAUGGAAGCAAACCACCACAAAGUGAGAACCAAGACAACCAAACAGGAAUAAACAGUUCAGGCACAGAUGCUGGUAUAGAUGCUGUGAGAUUGAAUGAAGUACAAGACAAGGGGAGUCAGAGAGGCCAUUUUGACACAGAGGGAAGAUACGGAUUGACAAGUGAACAGUGUACCCCUAGCCAGAGGAUGCAGGAAAGCACAGAAAAUGAGAACCCCUGGUCCAGAAAUGCUGCAUGUGAGUCAGUAGACCUUCUCCCCACUACUGACACCAGCUCCAAGUCUGGUCCUACAGACCCUGAUACAGGACAGGCAUCACUAGCAGACCAGACGUCUAUUUGGGAACUGGAAGACUCUUUUCCAGGUGUUCCUGAGAUGCCUGUAUCUUACCUGACAGAUCCCACAGAGCUGGGGAAGAUGAGAAGUCACAUCAGUAUGGAACUACUCUGGGUUCAACAGGCCAUCACCAGUAGGAAAAAUUACCUGAGGAUGAAACACAACUUGGAGCACUGAGAUGUGAUGAUGUUUCAGUACUGAAGUAUGACUUAGUGAAGAUAACAACUUCAUCAUCUUCUUGUCGUG